CAUGCACAGUGGCGGAUUUUUGCUGCGAGUGUCAUUCUGCAAAGCUGAGGAGUCGUCCCAGUAAUCACCAGAUUUUAGCUCAGGAGAGUGUUUUGCCAUGGAUACGGUAAGCGCUGGAGCUUCAGGCCGUGCUGCGGAGCCCAUGUGGUGCUACCGGCUCGGCCGCGCGCUCUACGUCCACGUGACAGCCUCGGCCAAUUCCGUGACACUGAUCCAGUCGCGAGGUCCUGGUUUCAAAACCGUUUUCUUGCCUGCUGGGGUGCGCCCUGGCGCAGAACCCUCCGACGAGGAGCUCUUCCAAGAGGUGCAGCGCGAGCUUGCGCGCGAGCCCGCGGACGCGGUGGUGUUCGCUGGCCUGGGCGAGCCCACCAUGCGCCUCGGGACCCUCGUGGCUCUGGGCUCGCGGCUGCGCGGCCUGGCACCCGAGCUCCGGCUGAACACGAACGGCUUGGGAAGCUUGCAGCACGCCCGCGACAUCGUCCCCGAGCUUACGAGCGCCGGCUUCUCCAGAGUCAGCGUGGCGCUGAACGCGGCGGGGCCGGCGCGGCACCGGUGUGCGAUGCGCCCGCGCGUCGGGGGUAGGAGCCUCUGCCCAGCGGAGGGCUUCGAGGCGGUGUGUUCCUUUGUGCGGGCGGCCUGCGCGGCGUUCCCUGCGGGCAACGUGGAGGUCACCUGCGUGGAGGCGCCCGGUGUGGACGUCGCUGCAGCCGAGCACCUGGUGAGGCAGCUGACGCCCGUCGGCGCGGCCGCAGCUUUCAGGACGCGGUCGUUCCAUCCACUGGCCCCAACAGAGGGCGUGGCGACAGUUGCGCACUCGGCAGCCCACGCUGGCAACACUGACGUCCUCGCCUCGCUGUGCCACCAGGCGCUGGUUGCGCCAGACGACCAAGGCAACCCGCCCAUUGUUUGGGCUGGAAACGCUGGACAUGCCGAAGCCAUCCGACUGCUGGUGGAGCGCGGAUGCCCCGUCGACGCGCCUGGAAGAUCUGGUAACACCGCGCUGCACCGGGCAUGCAAUCAGGCGCAUGCCACCGUGGUGUCGGCGUUGAUAGAGGCCAGAGCCGACGUCAACGUCCUCAACAGCAAGCAGCAGACACCGUUGCACCAUGCCGCCUUCUACCAGCACCGCGCCUGCGUGGCGGCGCUUGUGGAUGCUGGGGCCGACCCUACGAAGACUGACGGGCGCGGCAAGACUCCGGCUGAGGACACCGCCGACAUGGAUGUUCAAGCAGAUUUGGUUGUUGCGGUGAAGCAUUGGCAGGAGGCUCCAAGGCUGUGAGCGAGGAGCGGUGCCAAAGCCUCGGCGCAGCCGUUUGGGGCCUCGAACUGAGGGAGAGAUCGUGUGCGCGCAUUGCACUCCACGCACGUUUCGUUCUCCGUAGGGCUCGUGACUGGUGGAAAACGCGCCAGCCGAUGUAGCAACGGACCUUCCUGCGUCUGUUCAUUGACGACUGGGAUGUGCGCUCCAUGAUGACAGUCUCACGUGCCAGAGCCUCUUGGCUCGGCGUGUGUGGCUUCUCGUGGGUGCCGCCGAAUUCUGUAAGAUUUGCUGCGGUAUUGCCAAGCUGUGCCCCAGGCGUUUUUCUUGUCAGCGUUGCUGGGCGAGGGUAGGAGCAGUGCCUUGUGGCGGAGACUAGACGCCUUUCUUCCUGGUCGCUGAGUCCCACUAUCUAUUUUCAUCACCAGCCCAGCAGCCGCCCAGCACGGGUGUUCAUCCCUUUCUUCGUCAUGCUCUUGGUCUGCCCCUAGUCGUCAGAGUUGCGUCUCCUCUUCCUUCCCAUCUGGUCGCGAGCCCCUGGGCGGUGGAAUGGCUGCCCGCUUCUGCUCUGGCAGGUCGUAGAAACAUCAACUGAAUGCGAUGUGUUGGGCUUAUGGCGC
This is a messenger RNA of Prorocentrum cordatum, 1878 nucleotides long. The record is from the annotation of a GenBank genome assembly. Lineage: Eukaryota; Dinophyceae; Prorocentrales; Prorocentraceae.